Molecule: messenger RNA, 835 nt
Organism: Capsicum annuum
Lineage: Eukaryota; Viridiplantae; Streptophyta; Magnoliopsida; Solanales; Solanaceae
Product: protein TIFY 5A
Exons: 3
Coding region: 210-566 (118 amino acids)
Biological process (GO): regulation of jasmonic acid mediated signaling pathway; response to wounding; regulation of defense response
Cellular component (GO): nucleus
Source: RefSeq, a predicted model, not a curated record
GGGCGGCCCAACCCCACUACCUAAGAAAACCAUUUGUAUAUAUUUCAUUCAAAGUGCCCUUUUCUUCUUCAUCAAUUCUCUCAGCUACCAUAACUUAGCUUGAUCAAAAAACUUACAAGUCUUGAUUUUUUCUCAUACAGAGAUACAGAAAUAUCGAUCCGAGUUAAUAAGCUCCAUUCAUUUUGUGUAGUUGAAGUUAAUUGACGAAAAUGAGAAGAAAUUGUAACUUGGAGCUCAGCCUUAUGCCUCCUCCUCUUCCUGCAUUUUCUCCUUACGAAUCCUCAAUAGAGGACGAUAAAGAAUUAGAGAAGCAACCGCAAGAACUAACGAUAUUUUACAACGGAAAAUUUGUGGUUUCUUAUGCUACUGAGCUUCAGGCUAAAACUAUAAUAUAUCUUGCAAGUAGAGGAAUAGGAGAAAAUACAAAUAAGAUUCCAUCGCCAAUAUCAGAGCCUUCAUCACCAAUAUUACAACCUCACACUUGUCUAUUCAUGAAGAGAUCUCUACAAAGAUUUCUACAAAAGAGAAAAAAUAGAAUUCAAACAGUUUCUCCAUAUCAUCACUAGCUGCUACUGAUGGAAUUCGACUCCGUUUAAUUUCAUAUGUACAUAUGUUUGUAAUUUGGUGUGACUAAUACAUAAAUUUCAUGUGAGAGCUAGAAAAUAAUAGUUUUUCGGAUAGGUGGUUUUAGUUAUAAGCAUAACAACAGUGCAUAACUUAUUAUGCAGAUUUGGCACAAUACAAAAUUAAAUUUCUUCACACACACUCUCUCUAUGUGUGUGUAUGUGGGUUUUAGAAGAACAUCUCUUAUGUGGUGACCAGAACUUGAUUAUUA